Messenger RNA from Saccostrea cuccullata (small rock oyster), 1128 nucleotides. RefSeq lists its product as uncharacterized. Lineage: Eukaryota; Metazoa; Mollusca; Bivalvia; Ostreida; Ostreidae. The record is from RefSeq and is a predicted model, not a curated record. The transcript has 3 exons. Bases 443 to 1063 code for a protein of 206 amino acids.
CACAUUAUACAUGACUGGGGUUCUAUUUAUUGGAAAGACCAUAAUACUGACCAGAACUUUAGAAAAUAACAUCUGUAUAUCAUAUGUGUCAUCAUGCCGUUUCUUUAAUCCCAUAUUCGCUAAAACAAUACGUGUCUUACAUAUUGUAUUCAGUGUCCUGCAAAAAUGGUAAAUAUUUACCCUGGAUAGUGUUUAAUGUACCAAUGACCUUAUCUUAUUCAUAUUAGUCAAGAGCUCGUAAAUAACACCUACGAAAUGGACGCAAUAAAUUGCAGGAACUGGACGUGACCUUCAUUUUGUCACGUGACGUCAAAUGUAAAGACUGUAUAUUCCCGCGAAGCAUCGUAAAUUUCUCAAUCAGAUAAGGUAGAAUUUCGCCAACAUUUCCAGACUGUUCAAUGUAGACACUGCAUCCAAAACAGUCGACACAAAAUUUGAGGCAAUGUUGAGUCCUGCAGAAGUCGUUUUUUCUUUCCUGGCUUUUGUGAGUUUUGGACUCCAUAUAACCGGAAUAUCGACGACAGAAUGGUGGAAAUUAACGGACGAGUUUCCCAAUGGAACUGUUGAAAGCACGUCGUUUGGACUUUGGUGGACCCGCACGUGCAGAAAUGAUGUCUGCUCCGUGUCGUCUCGAAAUCUUUAUGGAGAACUUGCCUGGUUACUCGGGGUAGCCGCAGUAGAGGCAGUGUCAGCGGCCUUGUACGCUCUCUCACUUCCGGUGGCCAUUUUACUGAUAUACAGAGCAGUACGAGAUCUAAAUGUCGACAUCAUCAAAAAAUUGUACGUCGUCGUCUUAAGCGGGGCAGGUGCAGUCAUCAUUGUUGGUAUUGUAUUAUUUGUGAAAAAGAAGGCAGGACUCACUGAACGGUUUGCAAUGGCAACUAAAGACGGAGUGCCAGGCUGGUCACUAGCGCUGUCUUCGACAGGUGGCGCUCUUGGGAUUUUAGCGGGAGUUGCCAUGGGAUUCAGUCUUUUAUGCAGAACGAAAGAGUACGAUGAUGACGAACAACACGCAGAGAAACCACACGAAUACUGGCACCAGAAACACAAGGAAGUCAACUGACCUCCAAAUAAAGUCGUUAUUUACAGUGUAAACUAUAUAUAUUGAUUAAAAAUGUAUUCAACACU